Pristis pectinata (smalltooth sawfish) is the source of this 447-nucleotide messenger RNA. RefSeq names its product pentraxin fusion protein-like. NCBI's taxonomy places the organism in Eukaryota, Metazoa, Chordata, Chondrichthyes, Rhinopristiformes, Pristidae. The record is from RefSeq and is a predicted model, not a curated record. The transcript has 4 exons. Bases 1 to 447 code for a protein of 148 amino acids.
AUGGCCUCCGAGGGCAGCUCCCUGGAACUCGAGGCCCUCGCACCCUCGCCUAACGUGCAGCCCAGAGCUGGAUCGCACUCCGAGUGUGGUCGACCACUGAUCGUUUCCUUGCCCCUCUUCCCAGGUCGAGCGAUCCCUCUGCAAUUCCCAAACCUGCAGCAGAAGCACCAGGUCUGGUCCAUCAGAGUCACCAACACCGAGGGAGACCCCAGCAAAGGAAUCGAGGGCGCCGAAAUCCGCAUCGGCGAUUCCUUCCACAACUCUGGCAACGACAACCCGAGGUGCGCCACCGUGCAGUCAAUCAGCCUCGGAGCAGCGGAGACCUUCGACUGUGGUGGCAUGCAAGGUCGACAUGUCAACAUCGUGCGGCCCGGGCGCCAGAAACACCUGACUCUGUGUGAGGUGGAGGUCUUCGCGCAGCCCCUCUUCAUAAUCCAGGCCGGCUAA